This is a messenger RNA of Hydatigera taeniaeformis, 342 nucleotides long. NCBI's taxonomy places the organism in Eukaryota, Metazoa, Platyhelminthes, Cestoda, Cyclophyllidea, Taeniidae. The record is from the annotation of a GenBank genome assembly.
AUGGAUGAACCAACCAAUUGUACUGAUCACUUUGAACUAUUCAAGAAUGAUAUUGAAACACGGUCAAGUGAGCUAAUGCACCAUUUGGAAAGUUCCCGGACAUCCUUUUGGGAAAAUCUUCGCGCCUGCCGUGAGUACGUUAUUGAACGGAUAAACUUUUUAUUUAGUGAGCUUGAGUUGCAAGCUAUGAAUGAUCAAAAGGAAAUUGAUGAGAAAGCUCAAGAACUUGGAAUUGGUAUUAUGAACACUUUCGAAAAAAUUGGAGCUUGUGUUUCGACAAUCGAUGCUUGCAAGCGUACACUAAAAAACCUGUCCUUUGAUGCUCGAGCAUCUGAAGACUAA